AUGUCCUUUAUCGACUUCAUUACAGGCCCAUUCGAUAGCCGCGGCGAUGAUGCUGAUGAUGGAGAUGAUGAACAAUGGCGCCUGACUAUGGAUAAGUUUGGCCUCAGCACCGAUUUCCAAGAUAGGAUCAUGCACCCAACCUUUACAGAUAUUAGACUCACCCAGUCAUGUGCAUAUUGGUGCAAGGACACUGUGGAAAUGCGCUAUGGAGCUUUGCGCUCUAUCCAGCAAUCGUCUCUAGACAGGCAAAGACUUCUUGAAGACCUUAGAGGUCACGGCUACAGCUCGCCUAGCAGCUCGCAGCAGUGUCAGGCAGUUGGACAUGCACCUUUUAUUGGACCUUUGAUAUCUGUGGCCCAUUCAGAGAAAGAGCAGCAGCCAGCAUCUACAUCACAAGCACCAGUAUCCAUUUUUGGCCACGCCCCGUCCAUCAAUGACAUAGCUACAAACGGUAUUGAUGGUUACACUAUACUCUUCAAGAGUAUUGAUGAGUCGCGUACACAAAUCUUCCUCGACGCCCAGGGCUGUAUCCAAGAUAUAGGCGUGCUUUUAAGCUCGACUCCCUCCGACUUCAGCUCUGACCGUGCUUUGUUCUAUUUUACCCCAGAUUUCGAAACUGCGCACUACUAUGCUGGGUAUGCCAAGAUACGAGGUGGUGAGAAUACCAACGUUUUGAUCAUUUGUGUCGCCAUUCCAAAUGAAGCCAUCCAAAGUCUCACCGGGGAUGCUCUCCAGUAUCUCUACUGGCCCAACGAAGAUUGGAAAGAAUAUGUUUGGUGCAACCGCGCCCGAAAGACCAUGCCCCUUGAACUCCGCCGAUUUCGACGGGCUACGCUGCUCAUUGGUUCGACUGCUAAGAAGACCAGCCAAGCUUGGGGUCAACUCGCUGGCUCCAGCAGUGUGACAGAAAACUACGUUCUCAAGAUCAAUGGAGAGCCAGCUGUGCAAUACGUUUUUGACGGGAGUGACCAAGGCCAGGACUUCUUGAUGGAAAGCAUUGUGCCCCGGCCCUACAUGUACCAGUUCACUAAGAGUGAUUACUGGUUCCGCGAUAAAGGCAGCACAAACUUGGAUCAAUAG
Molecule: messenger RNA, 1080 nt
Organism: Clonostachys byssicola
Lineage: Eukaryota; Fungi; Ascomycota; Sordariomycetes; Hypocreales; Bionectriaceae
Source: the annotation of a GenBank genome assembly